Molecule: messenger RNA, 748 nt
Organism: Erigeron canadensis
Lineage: Eukaryota; Viridiplantae; Streptophyta; Magnoliopsida; Asterales; Asteraceae
Product: dehydration-responsive element-binding protein 1D-like
Exons: 1
Coding region: 1-627 (208 amino acids)
Biological process (GO): regulation of DNA-templated transcription
Molecular function (GO): DNA binding; DNA-binding transcription factor activity
Source: RefSeq, a predicted model, not a curated record
AUGACUACUUUUAUUCAAUUCAACACUACUGAAAACAUUCCAACAACAGAAUCUUCUUCUUGUUCAACUUCCGACAAUAUUUCAGACGAAGAUGUGAACUUGGCUUCAAGAAACCCGAAAAAGCGAGCUGGGAGAAAGAAGUUUAGGGAGACACGUCACCCGGUUUACCGGGGAGUAAGGAAAAGGGAUUCUGGAAAAUGGGUGUGUGAAGUAAGAGAACCAAACAAGAAAACUAGAAUAUGGCUAGGGACAUAUGCGACUGCUGACAUGGCAGCACGGGCUCAUGACGUGGCAGCUCUGGCUAUGAAGGGACGGUCCGCGUGUCUGAAUUUUGCUGACUCGUUAUGGCGUCUGCCGAUUCCGGAAAGUAGUAACGUCAAGGAUAUUCAAAAGGCAGCUGCAAAAGCGGCCGAGGCGUUUCAUUCCGAGAUUGAACCGGAGAAGGAGAAUGCGGACCUUUAUAGUAAUAGUAGCUAUUUGGAUUAUGAGGUGGUUUUUGGGAUGCAGGGGUUUCUUGCUGACAUGGCAGAAGGGAUGAUGGUACCACCGCCACAUCAGACUGCUGGAUAUGGCCAGUGUGAUGAUGACGUCGGGUUCUGUGCUGACAUGUCAUUGUGGACUUUCUGAAUUUGAUCUGGAUUUUGACUCUAGAUUAAGGGAAUUAGAUUUGAUAGUUGAAUAGCUCAUAGUUGUAGACUUUAUGUAGUUGGCCAGCAAUUAGUAUACGCCAUAAAAAAGGCAUCCUAAG